AUGCUUGGGGAAAGGCAUGGUUUGGAGAUCUCCCAGCGCUCUCUUGCUCGACACUUCAAAAACCUGGACCUUCAUCGGCGCCAAGAUGAUGUCGAUCGCGGACUAGUCACCCUGGACCAGGUCGCAGAACAUAUCCGGACCUCUAAGCGCCGUCCUGACGGUAAACUCGCUGGCUAUCGAUGUGUUCAGAACAUCCUUCGCCACCAAAAUGACGUUGUUGUCCACCGACUGCUUUUUUUGCACCUUUGGGUUCCAAUGAUCCAAACGUCUUUGAACCAAUGGAUGCAUGACUACAACUCGUACUCCAAGCGUUUUGACGAAAAAACCCAGCUCCCAACCGGCUGCUCGCCUGAUGUAUGUUACCACGCACCGGUGGCGAACAAAGGCGUGGAAGGCUUGAUCCCGAUCCCCGCAGGCGUUGUUGACGACCUCCAAGCCCAGUACUAUCCAAAUGCCAACGAGUUGAUGAUGACCUCUCCCCCAUGGCUCGCCGAAUUUGUGACCGCCACGCAAACUGAAUUGAACAUUGUUCCAACUAGAAUCGAUAUGGACAAUAUAUGGCCCACAUUCCAUAGAAUCCUCGCGUUCAUGCGAGCUUAUGAUCAGAACCUACUUGGGACUGCCCCAGGAGUCCCUCGUCCUCCAACAAAUUUUGAACAGGCAAAGAUUUCAAUCGAGAAUCGAUUUGGUCGAGUGCCACAUGGCAACUGA
This is a messenger RNA of Melampsora larici-populina 98AG31, 711 nucleotides long. RefSeq lists its product as uncharacterized. NCBI's taxonomy places the organism in Eukaryota, Fungi, Basidiomycota, Pucciniomycetes, Pucciniales, Melampsoraceae. The coding region runs from base 1 to 711 and encodes 236 amino acids. The record is from RefSeq and is a predicted model, not a curated record. The transcript has 2 exons.